Cotesia glomerata is the source of this 2013-nucleotide messenger RNA. RefSeq names its product putative ankyrin repeat protein RF_0381. Gene Ontology annotation, molecular function: protein binding. The transcript is spliced from 3 exons. The record is from RefSeq and is a predicted model, not a curated record. NCBI's taxonomy places the organism in Eukaryota, Metazoa, Arthropoda, Insecta, Hymenoptera, Braconidae. Bases 196 to 2013 code for a protein of 605 amino acids.
AAGAACAAUUUAAAUUUAUUGACUCUGCCAAUUACGGACAUCACGCAGAUUAACCUGGGAGUUGCACGGUAUCUUUUGGAGAGAAGAUUAAUUUGUGUUGAUACGCUCAUCGGCGGCAAAAACUUGCCAGUGAAUGAACCAACGCUUCUUCACGUCGCAAUUUGGAAUGCGGAUGAAAAAUUGUUUCAUUACUUGAUGAACAAAGGUGCGAAUAUCCAUAAGAGCUUCGAAACUUAUGGAAGCGCUCUCCAUGUCGCAGUAUACAAGGCGACUUGGAACCUGCAGAUUAUUGAUCGGUUGAUCCAAGCAGGGGCCCCGAUAGAUGCACGAGAGUUCUCAAGACAAUGGACUCCGUUACAUGUUGCGUGUAGUUUAGGAAGAGCUGAUAUAGUCAUGCUACUUCUAACUCGUGGAGCUGAUAUUAAUGCAAAAAUCAGCAGUGGAAGCCCGGUGCGAUUACCUCCUGGGGACACACCUCUUCACGUGGCCAUUGAAUUUAACCAGGAGAAGAUCGUGGAACUUCUUUGCCGGUGCAGGGCUGACGUUAACUCAGCUUCAGUGUACCGAGGAACUCCUCUUCCUUUCGCGGUUGCGGUCGGAAACUUCAAGAUCGUGCAGCUGUUAAUCAAGUACGGCGCGAAUAUUGAUUUCGUUUCUACCAUCCAAGGAAAUGCUGCAAGAAGUUCAAUAUUUGGUGCAGAAGGAGUGGUUUCGUUGACUGCAUUGCAUGUGGCUGUUAAUUUACAGAAUAAAGAAAUGGUGGAAAUUCUGUUAAUUAAUGGAGCAGCCACAGACAUGUCAGUCGGAACAUUUGGAACUCCUCUCUACAGUGCUGUUCAGGGUGUCGAGAGUAAAAUAGUGCACCAUCUUUUGAACGCUGAAGCUGGCACUAAAAUUCUGCGCCAAGAGAAGUUGGCGAUUCAAAAAUUGAUUCGUGAAAACCAUCCGGUUAAUAAAAGUGCUAGCAUAAUGUUUUGUGAUAAGAACAAUUCAAAUUUAUUGACUCUGCCAAUUACGGACAUCACGCAGAUUAACCUGGGAGUUGCACGGUAUCUUUUGGAGAGAAGAUUAAUUUGUGUUGAUACGCUCAUCGGCGGCAAAAACUUGCCAGUGUAUGAACCAACGCUUCUUCACGUCGCAAUUUGGAAUGCGGAUGAAAAAUUGUUUCAUUACUUGAUGAACAAAGGUGCGAAUAUCCAUAAGAGCUUCGAAACUUAUGGAAGCGCUCUCCAUGUCGCAGUAUACAAGGCGACUUGGAACCUGCGGAUUAUUGAUCGGUUGAUCCAAGCAGGGGUCCCGAUAAACGCACGAGAGUUUUCGAGGCAAUGGACUCCAUUACAUGUUGCGUGUUAUUUAGGAAGAGAUGACAUAGUCAUGCUACUUCUAACACAUGGGACUGAGGUUAAUUCAACCAUCAACAGUAGAAGCCCGGUACGAUUACCUUCUGGAGAGACACCCCUUCACGUGGCCAUUGAAUUCAACCAGGAGAAGAUAGUGGAACUUCUGUGCCGGUGCAAGGUGGGCAUCAACUUAGCUUCGGUGUACCGGGGAACUCCUCUUUCUUUUGCGGUUGCAGUCGGAAACUUCAAGAUCGUGCAACUGUUAAUUAACUGCGGCGCGGAUGUUGAUUAUGUUUUCACCAUCCAAGGAAGCGCUGCAAGACGUUCGAUGUUGAGUGCAGAAGGAGAUAUUUCGUUGACUGCAUUGCAUGUGGCUGUUAAUUUACAGAAUAUAGGAAUGGUGGAAAUUCUGUUAAUUAAUGGAGCAGCCAUAGACAUGUCAGUCGGAACAUUUGGAACUCCUCUCUACAGUGUUGUUCAGCAUGUCGACAGUAAAAUAGUGCACCAUCUCUUGAAUGCUGGAGCCAGCGAUAAUAUUCUUCGCCAAGAGAAGUUGGCGAUUCAAAAUUUGAUUCGUAAAAACCAUCCGGAUAUCACUUCAUUAAGCCCGGACAUCUCUUCAUUUAUUUAUUUAACCCGGUCAAAAAAAUGUGUUAACCCUAUGAAAAAGUGA